AUCGGGCUCCUUGCACUUUGCACUUGGGCAGCUAGCUAGCUAAGCUAGGUAGUAAUUAAGAAUUAUUGCUAGCAAUGGCGUUUCAUCACGUCAUGGGCAUUGUAGCAGCCAUGCUUCUCCUGAUGGCGUCGUCGCCGGCCGUCGCCGACACGGCGGUGCUCGGCCGGAAGGGCGGCGCCAUGACUGACGAUGAUGCCGUGGAAGGAGAAGCAACGACGGGGCCGGGGAGGUACGCCGUGAUAUUGGACGCCGGAAGCACGGGCACACGAGUGCACGUCUUCAGGUUCGACAAGAAGAUAGACCUCCUCAAGAUCGGCGACGACAUCGAGGUCUUUGCCAAGGUGGAUCCCGGGCUGAGCUCGUACGCUGGGCGGCCGCAAGAGGCAGCAAAAUCCAUAAUGCCUCUGCUUGACAGGGCCAACCACGCUGUUCCUACCUGGCUUAUGAAUAAAACUCCCCUUGAACUUGGGGCAACUGCUGGACUCAGACUUAUUGGAGAUGACAAGGCAAACCAGAUUCUUGAAGCGGUUAGAGAUGUUGUCCACACCAAGACCAAGUUCCAAUACAAUCCAAACUGGAUUAAUGUUCUUAGUGGAUCUCAAGAAGGAUCUUACAUGUGGGUUGCACUUAACUAUUUGCUGGAUAGAUUAGGAGGUGACUACUCCAAAACUGUAGGAGUGAUUGAUCUCGGAGGUGGAUCCGUGCAAAUGGCCUAUGCCAUCUCAACAGGCACAGCUGCUAAUGCUCCAGAAGUGCUCGAUGGGCAGGAUCCUUAUAUUAUAAAGGAGUAUCUCAAAGAAAGAGAUUACAAUGUUUAUGUGCACAGUUACUUGCACUAUGGUGCUCGGGCUUCUCGCGUGGAGAUACUAAAAAGGAAGAAUGGGACAUUUAGCAACUGCAUGCUGCGUGGAUUUAGCGGUAAGUACAUCUAUAACGGGGAGCAGUAUGAUGCAACGGCAGCGCCACAAGGGGCAGACUACCACAAGUGUAGAGAUGACGUGGUGAAGGCACUCAACCUGGACGCGCCUUGCGAAACCAACAACUGCAGCUUCAACGGAGUGUGGAACGGCGGCGGUGGCGCUGGGCAGGACGAGCUCUACGUUGCGACCAGUUUCUACUACAUGGCCUCGGAUAUUGGGUUCAUCGAUAGCGAGGCUCCUAGUGCUAAGUCCACACCAGCAGCAUACAAGGUUGCUGCAGAAAAAGUUUGCAGUCUGAGUGUUGAAGAAGCGAAAGCAGCAUACCCCAGAGCUUGUGACCAUGCUUAUCUAUGCAUGGACCUCGUUUACCAAUACACCUUGCUUGUCGAUGGCUUUGGUUUGGAGGCAACGAAGGAGAUGACGCUGGUAGAGAAGGUGAAGCAUGGAGAGUACUACAUCGAAGCGGCGUGGCCAUUGGGCACCGCCAUUGAGGCUGUCUCACCCAAAAAGAAGCACCAAGAGACAUGAGUUUCCAUUGAGAUAGCUAGGAUAUGAUGUACUAAUAUUAUGUUGUGUGAUGCAUGUGUUGUGCCGGUUUAUUUUAUUUUACACAUGCAUGCAUAUCCGUUGCUAAGUAAUAAUAUAAUAGAGGUAGCUUAUUAAUUUACAUGGAGGCCGGUGGCCAUAUAUAUAUAUAUAUGUAUGACGAUGUUUGCCAA
Messenger RNA from Oryza sativa Japonica Group (Japanese rice), 1639 nucleotides. Its product is annotated as probable apyrase 3. Lineage: Eukaryota; Viridiplantae; Streptophyta; Magnoliopsida; Poales; Poaceae. Gene Ontology annotation, molecular function: hydrolase activity. The record is from RefSeq and is a predicted model, not a curated record.